Molecule: messenger RNA, 1694 nt
Organism: Hypoxylon fragiforme
Lineage: Eukaryota; Fungi; Ascomycota; Sordariomycetes; Xylariales; Hypoxylaceae
Product: glycosyltransferase family 62 protein
Exons: 5
Coding region: 150-1442 (430 amino acids)
Biological process (GO): protein N-linked glycosylation; cell wall mannoprotein biosynthetic process
Cellular component (GO): mannan polymerase complex
Molecular function (GO): alpha-1,6-mannosyltransferase activity
Source: RefSeq, a predicted model, not a curated record
UGAUACACCCGAACGGCGGCCCGACAUACAAUCGAGCGGAGAGCCUACCUGCUUUUCGCUUCGCUUCACGUCUGAAUCUUGAAUAUCUUCGCUUGUCUGUUAUCGCGCAGCCCUAGGGUGGUGUUGAGGGCCACCCCCAAGAGCUCACCAUGCUUCUUCCUAAAGGCGGCAUCACUUGGAAGUCCGCAAAGGCACAACUUCCACCUACCCGAGCGAUAUGGGUAUUUUUAACAAAAACGCGAGUCCUCUUGACGAUUGCCCUCGCAGGCAUCAUCUUAUUACUAUGGCGCGGUAUUAGAUCAUCCGCCGGUGAGAUGCAAAGGUACUAUCCGUUUUAUAAUAUCUCUAUUUCCCAAAAAGUAGGUCUUACUGAUUCUGCUUCUCUCAGCUUUUACUGCUGGGGUCCUUCCAAACCACCAAUGGACAUGACCCUCAAUGAGCAACAGGCAUGGAAUGCACAUUUACAGACUCCUGUCAUCUUCAACCAUCAUGCUCCCAUUACCAUCAACGAGUCCACGAUAACACAUGUCGACCUCAAUGGAAUUAAGUCGACGCGCCAGGCUCUCGACAAUCAGGAACGAGUUCUGAUUCUCACGCCUUUGAAAGAUGCUGCGCCUUACCUUUCCAAAUACUUCGAGCUCAUUGCCGAGCUUUCUUAUCCCCAUAACCUUAUCGACCUCGCCUUUCUUGUCGGAGAUUCGAACGAUGACACCAUGGCUGUGUUGGGUAUGGAACUGGAUCGCAUUCAAAAACGACCUGAUAAUAUCCCGUUCAGAAGCGUCACAGUCGUGGAGAAGAGCUUCGGUGUCCAUCUGAGUCAGUCUGUCGAGGACCGCCAUAGUUUCGAAGCCCAGGGCCCGCGACGCAAAGCAAUGGGCCGUGCCAGGAACUUUCUACUAUCCGCAUCACUGAAGCCCGAACAUUCCUGGGUUUACUGGCGUGAUGUUGACAUUGUCGACAGCCCCAAGAGGAUCCUUGAGGACUUCAUUGCCCAUGACCGAGACGUUUUGGUUCCAAAUAUCUGGUUCCACCGUUACGAGGGUGAGGGUGAUAACAAGUAUGAUAUUGAAGGCAGAUUCGAUUACAAUUCCUGGAUUGAGUCCGACAAGGCUCUUAAGCUUGCCUCUAAACUGGAUAAAAAUGUAGUUCUAGCAGAAGGUUACAAACAGUAUGACACUGGCCGAACCUACAUGGCACGGAUGGGUGAUUGGCGCAAUGACCCAGAUGAGGAAAUCGAGCUGGACGGUAUCGGAGGUGUAAACAUCCUAGUCAAGGCUGAUGUUCAUCGAUCAGGUAUCAAUUUCCCCUGCUAUGCAUUCGAGAACCAGGCGGAGACAGAGGGUUUCGCGAAAAUGGCCAAGAGAGCAGGCUAUGAAGUUAUUGGUCUGCCUAACUAUGUUGUCUGGCAUAUCGACACUGAAGAGAAGCCUGGUAAUGCGUAGACCAGUGGCACUCAUUGCCAGAAUCCAUGCAUUUUCUUUAUCUUGAUCGACAUAAUCGCAUUCCUUCUGUGUACCAAAUUGGUCCGCCGGUCUUAAGGCAUUUGAUGUCCAAAUGGGGGGGCAGGGAACGUAAUACUUACACGAGGAACAUGACACAUGCGCAAACAUCUAUUGCAUUAAACAUCAGAACCAUCAGAUAUGUUGGGCUAGGAGGCGUUGGGAAAAGGAAGGGAUAUUCGAUUCUCAUGCCGU